Molecule: messenger RNA, 1655 nt
Organism: Solanum lycopersicum (tomato)
Lineage: Eukaryota; Viridiplantae; Streptophyta; Magnoliopsida; Solanales; Solanaceae
Biological process (GO): maturation of SSU-rRNA from tricistronic rRNA transcript (SSU-rRNA, 5.8S rRNA, LSU-rRNA)
Cellular component (GO): nucleolus; small-subunit processome
Source: RefSeq, a predicted model, not a curated record
AACCCGCUCCCCCCUUUUCGAUCCUUCUAAUUUAUUGGAAAAUAAAUAAAUCAAACCUCGCUUCUGCCCCAAAGCAGACAGAGAGGAAGCCGCCAUUGACAACAACGGAGUAUCUUCUUCACUCUCAGCGAUAUCAGUAGUAAAAUAUGGCGUCAGUCGAAACGAGUCAAAGAAUAAGCAGGCAAGCUCCGCAACUAGUUACGGUAUUGAAGGAGAUGAAAGCAGGAUUGGAUACAGUGAGCUUAAAAGUACAAGCUUUAACCGCAAAGGUGAAAGCGGAUCACUUUCCAACAGCAGAUGGAAUAAGUUACCUUGAAACGAAGCAUCUGCUACUUCUGAAUUAUUGUCAAUCACUUGUCUAUUAUUUGCUCCGCAAGGCAAAAGGACUCUCAAUUGAAGGGCAUCCAGUAGUUCGGAGUCUGGUGGAGAUGAGAUUGUUUUUGGAGAAGAUUCGCCCCAUUGACAAGAAACUACAGUAUCAAAUUCAGAAGCUCACACGAGAUAGUGACACAGCUUCUGAGAAGUCAGUUAUAAGUGAGAAGGGAACAGAUACUCAGAAGGAGGACCUAUUGAAGUAUCGUCCAAAACCUGAUAUGCUUGUUAGUAAAACAAGUAACACUGCAGAGGAUGGUGUAUAUCGACCCCCCAAAUUUGCGCCUGCUUCUAUGGGCGAGGAGAAAAUGUCGAAGCAGGAGAGAAAUGAAUUGAGGAGGGAAAAAGAGAGAUUGCGAAAUGCUAAACAAAGCCCGUAUAUGAUAGAUUUGUUGAAUGAUCUUGAAGGAAGACCCGAAGAGGUAAGAGAAGUUGUUGGAUCUGAAAGUAGAGAACUCACAAACUACAUGGCUAAAAUGGAAGAACGUGCAAAAAGAGAAGAGGAGGCGUUUGAUCGUGCCCCACUUACAAAAUUGGAGAAAAAGAAAAUGAAACAUCUGAAGAAGUCAAGAAAUGGGUUGCUUGGGCUGACAGAUAGUUUCUAUGACGAGAUAAAAAGUUUGCCUUUAGGGGAACCUGUUUCUGAACAAUCAGAAAACUUUGAGAAAGGCGGCACUGAAAUCAAACAACAGAAGAAGCGUAAGAGGAGGAAUUGAUAUGACUGAGGUUCGAGUACAUCGAUAUCCACCAAUUUAGAGGCUUUAAGGUUGGAACGGUUAGGUGUUCCUUGGUCUCACGUAACAUGUGUACAACUUUGUCAUGAUAUUAAUUUUUGGGGCUUUCAUCGCUCUAAAAUCUUGCAUCGUAUUCAUUAUUGUUGUCAGCAGUGAUGACUGAAACCUAGAUGGAUAAUUGAAAGUUGCUUGCUGCAAGGCUGAAGUGCGCUAUGGCGGCUGUGGUUUGGUUCAACAUCUAAUUUCUUGAAAAGUAAGGGUCAGCUGAUAUGUAAAAUGAAGCCUCUUAUGGUAGUUGUAUUAUCAUCUUUCACAAAUCAAAAGGAAAUUGUACUCCUUUCUAAACAAUUCUUGUCGAUAGGGUAACCAGUUCUUUUUGGACGGUCUGAGCAAUAUAUUUUCAGGGUGAGCACCAAUUUUGGGCUUCAACUGUGGUGUAAGCUGUUAAUGAAGUGGAAAACUCAGUUUAGUGAUAGAUGUCAUGUCAUGAAUUUCUAUUUUUAAAAAAGUGAGAUUUAGCUUUAUUGCAAUGAGAUUUUCAGUAUCUUA